Molecule: messenger RNA, 321 nt
Organism: Tilletiaria anomala UBC 951
Lineage: Eukaryota; Fungi; Basidiomycota; Exobasidiomycetes; Georgefischeriales; Tilletiariaceae
Exons: 1
Coding region: 1-321 (106 amino acids)
Source: RefSeq, a predicted model, not a curated record
AUGGCCAGCAUCGACGAAAGCUUUGGCAAUUGCCAAGAUCUCGUCCUGCUCACAUUCCCAAUCAACUACGGCCUGAUCCUCAGCAAUUGCAAAGUGAUUGACUUGUCAGAGACGGAACUUGUCAUCUUAGCAGCACUUGCAUUGCAGAACCGACGUCCGGAGACGUUGUGGCAUCUCAGAGGAUCUCGACGGGCAGGUUCGUCGGACAAGGCGAUCGAGAGCGUUCGCAUAGUGUACUUGGACAUCCCGAGAUGCUUGAGCAAGCCAACAUACAAGGCCCCCACGCUUCAAGAAGUCUCCGAGACUUCAGACGGAAAGUGA